Molecule: messenger RNA, 3333 nt
Organism: Cornus florida
Lineage: Eukaryota; Viridiplantae; Streptophyta; Magnoliopsida; Cornales; Cornaceae
Product: disease resistance protein RPV1-like
Exons: 5
Coding region: 1-3333 (1110 amino acids)
Biological process (GO): defense response; signal transduction
Molecular function (GO): ADP binding; protein binding
Source: RefSeq, a predicted model, not a curated record
AUGGAUGAACUUGUGGAGAUAAUGAAAUGUAGGAAGCAACUUUGUCAAUGGGUACUACCCAUAUUUUACAAAGUCAAUCCAUCAGACGUCCGGAAACAAAGUGGGAGCUUUGGGGAAGCAUUUGUGAAAUAUGAGGAUCAAAAGGUGGACAAAAACCAGAUGUCCAGUUGGAGGGCAGCUUUGGCCGAGGCAGGGGAACUAUCAGGGUGGGAUUUAGAUGACACUGAUGGGUAUGAAGGAGAAUUCAUCAAGAAAAUUGUUGAAGAACUUGUGAGUGUAUUGAACCACACAUACUUACAUGUAGCCACCCACCUAGUUGGAAUUGAUACUCGUACAGAAUACAUGAAUUCUCUGUUGAGUGUUGAAAAUAGUGAUGUCCGCAUGGUGUCGAUAUGUGGGAUGGGUGGAAUAGGUAAGACGACAAUUGCCAAAGCUGUUUUUAACUAUUUCUUCCAUAGUUUUGAAUGCAAAAGUUUUCUGGCAAAUGUUAGAGAGAAUUCAAAGCACCAUAAAACACAAAUUUGUUUGCAAAAGCAACUUCUUUUUGAUAUACUAAAGACAGAAGUCAGAGAGGUGGGCAGUGUUGAUCGAGGAAUCGAGGUGAUAAAAAAUAGGCUAUGCAAUAAAAAAGUUCUUCUUGUUCUUGAUGAUGUGGAUCAACUGGACCAACUAAUUGCGUUUAGUUGCGAGUCAGACAGCGCCAGAAGAGAUUGCUUCGGUCUAGGAAGUAGAAUCAUCAUAACAACAAGGAACGAGCAUUUGCUAGAACGUAUUGAAGUAAAUGACAAUUAUAUGAUUGAUGAAUUGAAUGGCAAUGAAUCUCUUGAGCUCUUUAGUUGGCACGCUUUUGAGAGAUGUAAUCCUGCAGAAGGUUAUGCUCAGCUCUCAAAAGAUGUAGUAAGUUACUCCAAAGGAUUGCCCUUAGCCCUUGAAGUUUUGGGUUCUUUUCUAAGAGAGUUCAAAAGCAUAGCUGAAUGGGAAAACGCAUUGGAGAAGUUGAAAAAAAUUCCUCAUUGUAAAAUUCAAGAGCAGCUUAGAAUAAGCUUCGAUGCAUUGGAUAAUUAUCAAAAAAAGAUAUUCCUUGAUAUUGCAUGUUUCUUUACUGGAAGGGAUAAAGACUACGUAACAAAAAUACUCGAUGGCUGUGGUUUUUUUGCAACGAGCAGUAUUAGUAUCCUCAAUCGUAGGUGCCUUAUAACAAUAAACGAAGCUAACAAGUUAAUCAUGCAUGAUUUGCUUAGAGACAUGGGAAGGGAAAUUGUUUGCCAAGAAUCUGUUGACGACCCUGGACAACGUAGCAGAUUGUGGCAUUGUGAGGAUGUCCUUGAUGUACUAACAAAUUGCACGGGAACACACCAAAUUGAAGGCCUUGCUUUAAAUAUGGAAGGACCAAAAAGAGUAGGUUUCAGAGCUGAAGCAUUUGCGAGGAUGCACAAUGUAAGAUUGCUACAACUCAAUUACGUAAGCAUUACAAGAGGCUAUGAACAUCUUUCUAAAAAAUUGAGAUGGCUUUGUUGGCAUGGAUUCCCUCUAAAGUUUAUACCAAAGAACUUUUAUCAAGAGAAAUUAGUUGCUAUUGACAUGCAAUAUAGCAACCUGAGACAAGUCUGGAAGUAUAACAAGGUUCUCAAAAAUUUGAAAAUCCUUGAUCUAAGUCAUUCCCAUUUGCUGACUAGAAUCACUACUGACUUCCUAACACUCCCAAGCCUUGAGAAAUUGAUACUUGAAGAUUGUAGAGGUUUGAAAACGAUUGAUGAAUCCAUUGGAAGUCUUGACAAACUCGUAUUACUGAACCUAAAAGACUGCUCAAAUCUUAGGAAUCUCCCAAGAGGCAUUUGUAUGUUGAGAGCUCUUGAAAUUCUAGUGCUCUCUGGCUGCUUGAAAUUUGACAAAUUUCCAGAGGAGAUGGGUGAGAUCAAAUCAUUAACUGUUCUUCUUGCUGACAAGACUGCGCUAAGAGAAAUACCAGUUUCCAUAGUGCAUUUAAAGAACCUUCAGUAUUUAUCUCUAUGUGGCUGUAAAGGAUCACCAUCCAAGUCACUCCUUUCACUCUUUUCAUCACUGGUGUCACCGAAAAAAUUUCCUGAUUCCACGAGUUUGUUGCCAAAUUCAUUGUUUGGGUUAACCUCUCUGACGAAAUUGUCCCUCCAAGACUGCUAUCUAUCUGAUGGUGCGAUUCCAAAAGACAUUGGGAGCCUCUCCUCUUUAAAAUUAUUGAAUUUAGCGGGCAAUAAUUUUUCAAGUCUACCAGCAAGCAUCAGCACCCUUUCUAAGGUUGAAGUCCUCCUCUUGAACCAGUGUACAGAGCUCCAAUCACUUCCAGAGCUUCCAACCAGUUUGACCUUCUUUUCUGCACUAAAUUCUUCACUGCAAAGAUUGCCGGAUCUAUCAAACUUUUCACACGCACCAAAUAUACUUCUUUUCAAUUGCAGCAAACUAGCCGAGUUUCCUUUCACAGAAAAUCUCCUACAGAGAUGGUAUGGAGGAUAUGGGGGUAAUAACUUCGAUGAGAUUUUAUUCCCUUGGUCUGAAAUUCCAGACUGGUUUGGCCAUCAGAGCACAAGUCACGCGCUGUCAUUUUUGGUUCCUCCAAAUAUGCGUAAGAUGAAGGGCUUGGUUUUAUGUGUCAUAUACGCAGCGCACGACUUCAAAAUUACAGAAACGACUGGUGCAAGAUCGAAAUCUAUUGUUUUUGUCAACAAUGUAACUAAGUGCUUUGCUAAAACCUGUAUUCGUGUUCCAAUUUAUCCUUUAAUAGCCACCCCGCAUGAUCACUUAUCAUUGGGCUAUGUGCCCCUCAAAAAAUUCGAGGUGAAUGGCGGAGAUGAGGUGAGUGUUGCAAUAGAUCCAGGUUGCGAUGCUAUUGUGAAGAAGUAUGGGGUCAUACCGGUGUAUAUUGAAGCUCAGAAGCAUGCGAUAAUGGACAUUAGCGAAGAAGUGAACCAAUUUAAAUCUUCAUCUGAUAAUAAUAAUGCUAUUGUUGUCUUUGAUGAAGGAUACAACCAAGCCGGGAACAAAGGUAAAAGAAAGCGCGAUGAUAAUGAUGAUGAGAUAGUACCCAGCCUUGCAAUCGAUAAGGGUAAAAGAAAAUGUUAUGCUGAUGCUGAUGAUGAUGAGAUAGGAUACCGCAGCCAUUAUUGGUCUUAUGAGGAGCACAAUCUUUCCCUCUAUGAUAUGAUGGUUUUUCCUCAUCAGGAAUAUUAUAGGAGAUUUAUGUGGACAAGUGAUCUUCUAGGAGGAGGAGGUCAUGACGACGACGACGACGAAGAUUUCUUGGAUGAAGAUGAAGAAGAAGAUAGUGAUUCGUCUGAACCAGAUGAUGAAUAUGAUUGA